Messenger RNA from Toxorhynchites rutilus septentrionalis, 3385 nucleotides. RefSeq lists its product as uncharacterized. Bases 59 to 3139 code for a protein of 1026 amino acids. The record is from RefSeq and is a predicted model, not a curated record. NCBI's taxonomy places the organism in Eukaryota, Metazoa, Arthropoda, Insecta, Diptera, Culicidae. Gene Ontology annotation, molecular function: heme binding; oxidoreductase activity, acting on paired donors, with incorporation or reduction of molecular oxygen; monooxygenase activity. The transcript is spliced from 4 exons.
UUUAAUUGAGCGGUGACGGCGUUUAGCAUCCGCUUCGUUUCCAUCUGCGUUUUAAAAAAUGAGUUUAUUUUUACUUUUUGCCUUUUCCAUACUGGUGCUGUUCAAAUUGAUUUACGCCCACUUCCACACGCGAUAUCAGUUCUGGAAGAACCACAAUGUGCCCUAUCUGGAGCCUCGAUUCCCGGUGGGGAACGUCGGGGACACUCUCCGAUCGAAGACUCACUUCGCUUACAUCAUGAAGAACUUGUAUCGGAAGUUAAAGCCGCGUGGUGACUACGCUGGAAUUUACUUCUUCCGGGAUCCGGUGCUGCUGGUGCUGUCGCCGGAAUUCGCUCGAACAGUGCUGGUGAAGGAUUUCAACUGUUUCGUUGAUCGUGGUUUGUACAGCAAUGAGCGGGACGAUCCGCUGUCGGCGAAUUUAUUUUUCAUGGAAGGACACCGGUGGAGAGCACUGCGAGCGAAGCUUUCACCGACUUUCACGUCCGGUCGGUUGAAGUUUAUGUUCGGGACGAUUGCUGCCGUGGCGGAGGAAUUGAUAAAAUACCUGGAUGAGUAUACGCUAGGUAGGAGUGAGAUUGAGCUGAGUGAUCUGAUGGCAAGGUUUUCGACAGAUAUUAUUGGCUCGUGUGGAUUUGGAAUCGACUGCAAUAGUCUCGUGAACCCGAAGUCGAUGUUUCGAGAGAUGGGGAAGAGGAUGAUCAAUUUUCCAAAGUUGAAGGCAUUGAAGCUGUUCUUCGCUAUGAUGGGUCGUGAUAAAGCGAGGAUGCUUGGUAUUCGAUUCAACGAUGCUGAUGUGUCCGAGUUUUUCUUCACUGUUGUAAGGGACACGAUAAGGUAUAGGGAGGUGAAUGGCCUUCGCAGAAACGAUUUCAUGCAGUUGUUGAUUGAUCUGAAGAACAAAGGUUUUAUGGAAGGUGAUAACGCGCUUCUUAUCGCCGAAUCGGAUGGAAAUCGUGCGGAAAGAUUAACAUUUGAGGAGAUUGCAGCGCAAGCAUUUAUAUUUUUUUUCGCCGGGUUUGAAACCACCGCCACCACCAUGACGUUGGCGUUGUAUUUGCUAGGAACAAAUCCAGAUGUCCAAACUGAAGCUAGACGUUCCGUUGAAGAUGUUCUGCGAAAGUAUGAGAGCUUUUGUUAUGAAGCGGUCAUGGACAUGAAGUAUCUCGAGUGUGUCAUAAAUGAAACACUUAGAAUUUACCCACCGGUUGCAACUCUUCAUAGAAUCACCACCAAACCGUACAAACUACCAAAUGGAUCCGUUCUACCGGAGGGAAUCGGUGUCUUAAUACCAAACCUGGCGAUGCAACAUGACCCAGAAUUUUUCCCUGACCCAAUGAGCUUCCGUCCGGAACGAUUUUCGAUCCAGGACGAGAACAAUCGUCGUAACUUCUGUUACCUUCCUUUCGGCGAAGGACCUCGGAUUUGCAUUGGAAUGCGAUUUGGAUUGCUAGAACUGAAGAUGGGCUUAGCAUUGCUGCUGAAAAAUUAUAAAUUCACGAUCUGCUCGAAGACAACUGUCCCAUUGGAAAUCGAUCCGGUGCAUUUGAUUCAUGGCCCAUCUGGACCGGUUUGGCUCGGAAUUGAGAAAAUUCAACAGAAAUAUAAGUUUUCAUUUCCAUCGCAGUGGAAAGAUCCAUCCAAGAUGUGGAUCUAUCUUCUGAUUACCGUUAUCACGCUCUCGAUCUUGUUCGUGCGGAAGAAAUAUUCCUUCUGGGAGCGCCAUGGAGUGCCUUUCAUAAAACCUCGGUUCCCGUUCGGCAAUAUCCAGGCCGUUGGACGCCGCGUUCACUCGUCCCAGCUGAUGACGAAGUUCUACAAUCAGAUGAAGGGUAAACAUCCGUACGGGGGGAUUUUCUUCUUCACGAACCCGGUGGCGCUCGCGUUGGAUCUGGAUUUCGUGAAGAACAUUCUCGUGCGCGAUUUUCAGUAUUUUCACGACCGCGGAACAUACUACAACGAGAAGGAUGAUCCCAUUUCGGGCCAUCUGUUCAACAUCGAGGGAAGCAAAUGGACCAAUCUACGCAAGAAGCUCAUUCCGACGUUUUCCUCGGGCAAAAUGAAGAUGAUGUGCCCUACGAUUAUUGCCGUGGCGGAUCGAUUUCGGGAGUGUAUUGAGAAGUGCAUAACGGAUGAGCCGGAAAUUGAAAUGAAAGAUUUGCUGGCGCGCUUCACGACCGACGUGAUCGGCACGUGUGCCUUCGGAAUCGAUUGCAACAGUUUGAACGAUCCCAACACGGAGUUUCGGAAGAUGGGCAAAAAGGUGUUUGAAAUACCCACCGGGAGGAUAUUGAAGUUCUUCUUCAUGGCCACGUUUAAGGAGUUUGCCCGUAAAAUACACAUCAAGGGAACCGCUGAUGACGUUUCGGCGUUCUUCUUCAAAGUUGUCCGGGAAACGAUCGAUUAUCGGGAGAAGAACAGCGUUCAACGGAAUGAUUUUAUGAAUCUGUUAAUGCAACUGAAGGAGAAAGGAGAAUUGGAUGAUGACUCGGGGGGAAAAGUUGGAACAUUGAGUCUCAAUGAAGUUGUUGCACAAGCAUUUGUAUUCUUCCUGGGGGGAUUUGAAACAUCGAGCACGACGAUGUCUUACUGUCUGUAUGAACUCUCCUUGAACGAGGAUAUCCAGCAGAAAGCAAGACAAUGCGCUGUCGAUGCUGUAGCCAAACAUGGAGGCCUAAACUACGAUGCUCUGAUGGAUAUGGAUUAUAUCGAACAGUGUAUUAAUGAAUCUCUCCGGAAGUACCCCCCGGGGGCGAAUCUGAUUCGUAGCGUCACCAAGGAUUACCGCGUGCCCGAUUCCGACGUGGUUUUCACGAAGGGCAUGAAUGUCAUGAUUCCGGUGUACGCAAUUCAUCACGAUCCGGAGUAUUAUCCGGAUCCAGAAAAGUACGAUCCUGAUCGGUUCAACGCGGAGGGAAUCGCUAACAGGGAACCGUACACUUUCAUGCCGUUCGGAGAGGGCCCACGGAUUUGUAUCGCUGCACGAUUUGGAAUACUGGAGACGAAAAUAGGCCUUGCCACUCUGUUGAUGAAUUUCAGGUUCUCCAAAUGUUCAAAGUCGGUGGUUCCGCUGGUCAUAUCCUCUCGGCAUGCGGUGUUGACACCAGCCGAUGGACUUUGGUUGAAGGUGGAGAAAUUGUAGCGUUGAUUGGAGUUCUUGGACAAUGUUCGCUAAGGAAAAUGUUGGUUAUGUGACUUUCACUGCUAUGGAAAGCCAGAUUUCAACCAGUGAUUUGAGGUGCUAUAACAAUUGAUUAAAUCUUUAGUAUAUUAAAAUACAUUGGAUCACUCAAAACGAUAUUAGACAUAAGAAUAAUUUUAUAUUGAAAAUGUGGCAUGUUUUUUUAAAUGAUGGUGGGAAAUAAAGUUAUUUAAUCUGAUGACUCGA